GAACGGGCAGCUUCAGGGGUAGUUAGUCAGCGGAGCUUCCAAGAAGGAAACUGUGAAUCCCGUGAAAUGACUGUCGAAUAGAUCUAUGCAAUUUUGAAUCUGUACAUUAAUGUUCAUAUAAAAAUGUUGAAAAGCUGCGGGAAGAAAUUGGCUAUUUCUAUAGCGGCAGCUACCUUUACCUGCCUUGUGGUACUAUUGGUUGCAGCGCAGCACCAAAGAAUCCAGGUGGCUGAGACGCCGGCAGGGAGAGAGGUCGGGAUGCGCUCCCUGCAAAGCCUGGACAGUAUGGGAGCAAACACCGGCGCUCGGCCAGAUCAAGGUCCGUCAGGGAGCCAGUCUCAGGACAGCUCGCAGCCGGCGAACAAGAGAGGAUUCUCCGCCUAUUUCUCUAAAUUAACCCGGGACAGGAGAGAGGUGGACAGGCCCGCGUCGCAAGCUGAGUGGGCGACUGAGGCGCCCCCCGCUGAGGACAUCAACCCCAGUGAUAUCUUUAUCGCAGUUAAGACCACAAAGAAGUUCCAUCAGUCCAGACUGAAUCUUCUUCUUGACACCUGGAUCUCAAGAAACAUGCAACAGACCUACAUCUUUACCGAUGGGGACGAUGAGGAUCUGAAGAAGAAAAUUGGGAGUCAUGCCAUCAACACAAACUGUUCGGCAGCACACAGCCGGCAAGCCCUGUCCUGCAAGAUGGCAGUGGAGUAUGACAAGUUCAUUGAGUCCGGAAAAAAAUGGUUCUGCCAUGUGGACGACGACAACUAUGUCAACGUCCGCACCCUGGUGAAGCUGCUGUCCCACUACCCACACACCCAGGACAUCUACAUCGGCAAGCCCAGCCUGGACCGGCCCAUCGAGGCCACAGAGAGACUCGGGGACAACAAGAUGAGGCCGGUGAAUUUCUGGUUUGCUACGGGAGGUGCAGGUUUCUGUGUGAGCCGGGGACUGGCCCUGAAGAUGAGCCCCUGGGCAAGUGGUGGUCACUUCAUGAACACGGCUGAGAAAAUACGCUUACCAGAUGACUGCACCAUUGGCUACAUCAUCGAAUCGGUCCUGGGGGUCCAUUUGAUCCGCAGUAACCUGUUCCACUCCCACCUUGAGAACCUGCAGCAGGUGCCCAAGUCUGAGCUGCACAAACAGGUUACACUGAGUUAUGGAAUGUUUGAGAACAAGAGGAAUAUCAUUAACAUGAAGGGGGCUUUUACAGUGGAGGAGGACCCAUCAAGGUUCAAGUCUGUGCACUGUUUAUUGUACCCAGACACCCCCUGGUGCCCCUUUAAGGUUGCCUAUUAGUGGCGACGGCCUCCCUCGGUGGAAUCCUCGUCCCGCAUCCGGCCUCGGUAUCUGAAAGGCCUGUGGGACCCGUGUGGUAUGGGGCCGCGAUGGCCGCUGCGUUUCGGUCGCAGUCGGCACGCGACCCUGCAUCGUUUUAUUUAGGCUGCUGUGCGGCCCGCAUUUCGAUAUACAGACAUUUCCUUCCCCUGUUGGUGCCUACACCAACGCCUCCAGCCCAGAGACGGGGGGGGUAAGGGGGGGGUGAUGGGCACGGUGCGCUCGGCAGAAAGGCGCUGUCAGCAUUAGCCCUGCACAGGCUUUGCGUGUGCCUCACAUAUUGUAAAUUUUGUUUGCCAUGUAUUUGCAAUUCUCACAGAAUGUAUGUGCGUAUACCUAUGCCUUUUAUGCCAGCUUUUAUGCGCUAAUUUUUAAUUUUCAGUCCGAGCGCUUGCUCACUGCUUUCCUUUUUCUAAUCUGCAUCCUGAAAGUCAUUUAGAAAUAUUUCUUAUGCCUCUUUGGCAGUUUUAAAAAACCUACAUUAGAGGGUCUGGAGAAAAAAUAUUGGACUUUUCCUGGGUAGGUUUUUUUUUUUUGACAUCUCUGUAGACUCCGGACAAAAUCAGUGACGUGAAGUGUUUUUUUUCUCUGAAACAUAAGUAUUAGGGUGAAUAUGGUUUAAGCUGGCAGUGGGCAGUUAUUGAUGUAUGCUUAGAUUUUGUGUAUCUAAGGUAUGUCACAACAAAGCACUUUCCCCUCUGUGGUUUUUAGUUAAUGAAUUCACAGGUUUGAGGCUUGUUAUGUUUGAGCUAAAACUAAAGUAAGACUUAACCCCAAAAAAUGAACACCUCCAGAAUUUAAUAUAUUUAAUUCCAUUCCAUUGCAUUUAACAAUCCUGGCAAAAUUUAUAUAUUAGACAUUUUUAUCUUACUCAUCUUGUGCAUUACUUAAAGAUAUAUUAAAUAAUUGCACAGCUUCCUUUGAAUAAACUGUUGCUUGCUCUUGUGAAGCUCCCUGACACAUUAUGAAAUAUCACAACAAAUUGUGAAAAAAAAAAUGAAUUCUCAGAUUAGCUGUUUAUAUCUAUACCAACUAAUAUGAUGAGAUAAUGGUCUCUUUCUGGUCCUUUGCAAAGGAUGUUAGCCAUUUCUGUCAUUUUGUAUCCAUUACUGUGAAAUCUUGCAUCUGUUCUACUAAUCCAGGGCUUAACAAGAGCAGCAUCAGACUUUUGAAUCAGAGGUUUUGUCUCUGUGAAAAUGACCCACAGUGGGUGUGUUUGUAAAUCUUUUAUUUGAUGCAGUAUUUAUGUACUGUGCCCUCUGUUCCAAAUGACUGUGUUUAUGUAAAUAUGUUGAUAUCAUGUGCAUUAUUGUUUUCUGUGGAUCAGAAAUGCUUCUGAUGAAUUUAAAAUGAAUGUUUACUGCUUGUAAUUGCAUUUUCCUUUGUAAUUUAUAACUCCAGUAUCUGGAUUAUUGAAUUUAAAUGUAUGA
Megalops cyprinoides (Indo-Pacific tarpon) is the source of this 2756-nucleotide messenger RNA. RefSeq names its product LFNG O-fucosylpeptide 3-beta-N-acetylglucosaminyltransferase (gene lfng). Bases 124 to 1287 code for a protein of 387 amino acids. Gene Ontology annotation, molecular function: O-fucosylpeptide 3-beta-N-acetylglucosaminyltransferase activity. The transcript has 8 exons. The record is from RefSeq and is a predicted model, not a curated record. Gene Ontology annotation, cellular component: Golgi membrane. NCBI's taxonomy places the organism in Eukaryota, Metazoa, Chordata, Actinopteri, Elopiformes, Megalopidae. Gene Ontology annotation, biological process: regulation of Notch signaling pathway; pattern specification process.